AUGUCUGAUUCCAACCAACAGCACCACCAAAACCCUCAAUCCCAGGAUUCACAGGAGCAACAGGACCAGGCUCAGAGCCAACACACCGAGGACAUACCCAGCGGCAAUGAGUCCUUUGACGACAACGACGACAUGGACGACGAGGAAUUGAGCGAUGAGGACUACUACGACCCACAAGACGAUCUCGCACACUUCCAUGACCAAAAGUUGCGAAUCGAGGAGUCUUGGCUGGAAUGGGAGAGACAGACCUCGGUCAACAACCGCCAGUCAGGCGGGUUCAACAUUUUCCAGAAACCAGGAUCGGCCAAGAGGCGAGAUCGGAGAGGGCGGACAGCUCAAAUCCAGGCCCAGUCGUCGAACAGACCUGGAUCAGCAUCGAGUUCAAACGCAGGAUCUGGAUCUGGCUCUGGAUCUGGAGUGAACCCUGGAAACUCGGCAGCCAUCGAGAAACUGAGGCAAUUGGGGACCUUUCGCCCAGAUCUGGCAAACUCAAUCGUCCAUUCGUACUCAACUCUUUCAUGGGAGGCGAUCCAGGCAGCGAGAGAGAAGCGGUUAGCAGCCAAGGCGGAAAUCAAUAACACAGGGGUCAAUGUUAUCUGCACCUUGCCGGUCGAACUACUUUCCCACAUCGUCUCUCAUCUUGAGCCCAACGAACUGCUGUUCUACCACGUCGUUAAUGCGGAUUCAUGCUGGAAGCAGGCGUUCAUAAAGUUCUUUGGAGCAUCAGUGCGCUUCAAACGACUCGAUCCCAAGAGCUGGCGCGGAGAGUAUAUUAAGCGGACAAGGUUACUGCGGCGGUGGGAGAAGGGACGUGGAUUCAACAUCAUGAUCGACCCCAAGAUUGGACAGAUCACAGAGCUAUGGGCGGAGACAAACACUCCCAACCAAGGCUGGUUCUUGGCCGGUGGUCUCUCGCAAGGUGUCGUGGCGAAAUGCAACCCAGAGCUUGGAAAAGUCCAGAAGGAUGCAGUGUUUAGGAUGAUCCACCUCGAAGUUUCCGUUAUGACAAUGGAUCGUCAUCGUGUCCUUUGGGGUCUGUCCACCGGUCAGGUUUCUUUGACGAUCCUCUCCUAUGCCACUGCAGGACAGUCGUUCCAAACGUUUUCGGGAUUUCACAAUGGACCGGUCUCAUGUGUCAAGCUGGUGCCAAACUAUCUUGGUUUUGUCUUGACUGGAGGUGCCGAUGGGGUCGUUCGACUAUGGGAUGUUGUGAAAGCACGUACUGUUCGCGAGUUCAGGACCGGUCUCAGCUUGACCGGAGCCAGCACAAGGAGAAUCGACCACAUUUGCUGCGAGCCCAGCUCUCGCAUCAUUGCAGGGACAUCUGGAGGCGAAAUCUACAUUUGGGACGUCGAUAUCAACGCCAUCGUCUCUCCUAUAUUUGCCACUGCCAAUGGCGUCUCGUCCCCUACACGAUCUACUGCAUCAGACGCCACCGCUCAGUCAACGCCGCCGGCUACGCCUGGGUUGAUGGUGGUCGAUGGAGAGAUCAUUCCUGAACCUGCUCUUGCCCCUACGCUGCCGAAGGUGAUUAACUUACCAGAGGAGUUCAAGGGCGUUCAUUACCUUGAGGUCGAAUUUGGACUGGGCGAACAUGGUUUGAUACUGGCCCAGGCUGCGGAUUCAAAGGUCAUGCACCUUUACAGUUUGGAGACACAGGAGCAUCUGGCGACUCUAAAAAGUCCGGCACAUCUGUCACCAAUCACUGCAGUCCAUUGGGACAUCCCUAAGCAUGAGAAACCCAUGAUCUCGCCUUCGAAUGCCUCCAGCCCGGAGGGUCAACAAACACUCCACGCGCUCUACUGCCGUCAUGAUGCACCCAGCCUUUUAGCUACUGGAGACAACUCUGGCAACAUUUGUCUUUGGUAUUUGAGCGAUAUAUUCAAGCGCAAGUCAUCAUCCGCACAUGGAGAUCCUCACCCCAGUCAAAUCCAGCAAGAGACCCCAACGUUGAGCCCGACCUGUGUUCUACGGGCACAUGACACGCGAGUGACAAGCUUGUUCAUUGACAAGCUGAUUCUUGUCUCUGGAAGUGCGGAUGGAUGGACCAAGGUUUGGAAUCCUGUCAACGGCAAACUAGUCUCUGUCCUCAACACUGGGUACAUCCGUGGCCGAGAGGCAAACGACACCACAUCGAUGGUGAAUCGGUGCAUGGUCAUUGAUGGUAUCCAAUGCCGUGGCGUCGUCUCGGUUGGUGGCCUAAUCAGGAGCUGGGACUUUUCACCAGGAGCUGGAUUUGCCAAAGACAAGUACCGAAAAGGUGCCGCAAAGAAGCCAAUCAACUACAGCGCUGGCCAUCGCACCAAGAUCCAGAACGACAUCCGACAUAGCCUGGAGGAGACUGUGUCUCUGAAGCGACUAGAGAGCCAGGUCAAGGAACGUCAGCAACAACUCCACAAGCGAUACAAUAACCUUCAAGGGUUGAACAUGGUCGACAUGACGGAUGAGGAGGUAGUCGAGUAUGUGAUGAUGCUAUCGAAGGAGCAGGACGAUCAAGAUACUGCCAUAGCGGCAUCCGAGUUGCAGCAAAUCGAAGAUCUCGAGCAACAGCACAUGCUGGAGCAACGGUUACUUGAUGAAUUUGGUAACGGGGGUGAAGGAUCUUCGAUGUCGAACGCCAGGUCUGUGUCACCUUCCUCUGCACGUCCUCAAGUAAACGAACUAGUGAGCGAACAAGAGUUGGACGAGGAGGAAGAGUUGGUCAGAAGGGCAAUUGAGCUCAGUAUGCUUGACGUCGAGCCCAAUAAUGACGACCACGACCACGACCACCACCAUGAUUUGGGGGCCUCAGAUGGACUGGAUACCUUUGCGUCGGAUGAUGCUCAUAGCCAUUCUCACCAGCCGCUAGAGUGGGAGCCCAGCCAGGUACUUGAUGUUGACGCCAAAGUCAGCAAUACCCAUGUGAGUCAAGAGGAUCAAGCCAUUGUCGACUCAAUCCUCAAGGAGCUGCAAGACGAGGAGGAUCAGGCGAGAGUUGCUAUGGAGAUCGACGCCACCAAGUUGAGCACCUCGAGUGCAGCAGUCGCUGAAGACUGGCCUAGUAUUGGCAAGGCAUUGCCAACGCCUGAUUCAUCGUCUCUGUUGUCUUCUAGCGCCACCACUACCACCGCUGCUUCUACCUCGAGAAGUGAGCCCGCCGCCCAGCCUCAGGAACCGGCUGUGAAGAUGAUGACAUGGUCGAUGGUAGCUCGCACCAGCUCGGAGUCGUCGCUGGGAUCGACAGGUCCUCAGGGUAAAGGACAGGAACCAUCGGAGAAGGUGGUGCCCGCGGGAAGACAGCCCGCGAUUUUCCGGCAGUACUCGCAGAGCGCCAUGCAGGAAGAGAUUGAGGAUGAAGAGACGCAGCUGGCGCGUAUCCUGUCUCUGAGUAUGGUUGAGAAAUAA
Messenger RNA from Linnemannia hyalina, 3384 nucleotides. The record is from the annotation of a GenBank genome assembly. NCBI's taxonomy places the organism in Eukaryota, Fungi, Mortierellomycota, Mortierellomycetes, Mortierellales, Mortierellaceae.